Botrytis porri is the source of this 720-nucleotide messenger RNA. RefSeq lists its product as uncharacterized. Bases 1 to 720 code for a protein of 239 amino acids. The transcript is spliced from 2 exons. NCBI's taxonomy places the organism in Eukaryota, Fungi, Ascomycota, Leotiomycetes, Helotiales, Sclerotiniaceae. The record is from RefSeq and is a predicted model, not a curated record.
AUGGAUCCCUCAACCCCUCCCCCAACCACAAAUACCACAGAUACCACAGAUCCUCCAACCCCCGAAGACCUCCUCGAAGACCUCCUCGAAGCCCAAAUGAAAGCCUGGCGCAAAGCCCACCACGAAGCCCUCGUCCUCGAUUCCCGCAUGUCCAUACCCUACGGCGCACGUCUCCCGCUCUGCACAUCAAUAUCCUUUCUCUGCGGCAUGGCACUUGGAAUCUCCCACGGUUCGCAAGCUGCAUCUUUGCGUUUUCGCGCGGAGAAUGCGCAUCGCUUGCCCACGUCGCCGACGGGAUGGUAUCUGUAUCACAAGAGUAAGAAUUAUAAUACGGGGCUGGGGGGAGUCAAGGAGGGAUUGAGGAUGGGAGGGAGAAUUGCGUUUUGGACGGCGGGGUUGUUGGCGAUUGAGGAUAUGUGUGAUAGGUGGAGGGGGAAGAAGGAUGUGGUUAAUACUGUGGUGGCUAGUUUGAGUGUUGCGGGAGGGUUUAGUUUAUGGAAUCGAUUCCCUAUAAUAACCGCAGCCAGAACCGCCAAAACCGGAUUAGCAUUUGGGAUAGGAUAUGGAUUAUUACAAGAUGCAGUGGGCUAUGCAAGAGGUAGAAGAUUAGAAUAUAUAGAUUUCAUGACCGGAGCAACGACAGGAAGAAGAGAGGGAAAGGGAAAGGGAAAGGAGGAAGAAGAUCUGAGACGGAGAGAUGUCGAAAAGACCACAAUAUAA